CCUGCCCAGCUCCUGACAGGGCACGAGCAUCAUAAAAUCAUAGAAACAUGGAAUGUUGAGGGGUUGGAAUGGACCUUAAAGAUCAGCUUGUCCCAACCCCCCCGCCAUGGGCAGGGUCACCUCCCACUAGGCCAGGUUGCUGAGGUCUUAUCCAAGCUGGCUUUGAGCAUUGCCAGGGUUAUGGUAUCCACAACCUCCCUGUGGUUUCAGUGUCUCACCAUCCUCGAAGUGAAAAAUUUCUUUCAAUUAUCUAACCUCAGCUUCCCCCCUUUCAAUUCGCACCCAUUUCUCCUUGUCCUGUCACCACAUGUGCCGGCUCUGUCCCUGUCUGGCCCCGCCUGAGGCAGCUCCGAGGCGGGGCACCCCCACACCCCGCUGUCCCCUCACGCUCUCCCCUCACGCCUUUGACAGCGCCCGGGGCUCCCGCAGCUCGCUCGUCCCCCGCCCCUGCCCGCCCCGGGGGAGUGUCGGGCGGGCCCCGCUGUGGGCGGGCUGCGGGCACGGCUCUGCCCGCGGGCACGGCUCGGCACGGCCCGGCUGCUGGCCAUGGCUCCGGGRAAGGCGCCGUGCCGGCCGCGCAGCAGCGACUCGGGCGUGGAGCCGGACCGCGGGCCGCUGCCCCGGGACAGGGACCAGCGCRCCGCGCUCUCCCAGAAGAAGAAAGACCAGCGCAUCGCGCUGUUCCUCAGCGACUUCGACCAGCAGGCCAAGGAGCACAUCCAGGAGAUGAAGAAAGAGCUCGACUCGCUCUUGCAGACAGCCGAGAAGGCGUUCGCAGUGGAGCUGCUGAAGAUGCCGGCUGCCGUCAGGAAAAUGAAAAGGAAAGAGUUUCUCGAUUUGCAAGGACGAGAGGAAGUGGCUCUUGCUGCUGCAGCAACUGACUGCUCCCUGGAAGACAUGCCAAAUCCCAAACUGGUGAGGACCAACAGUAAAAAAGUUAAGGUAACUACAAUUGUCGAAUAUGAAGAUGCCAAGCAUAGUUCUACAAAGAAAAUAUCUAAAAAAAUUUCCAAAACCAGGUCAUUGGUUUCAUUGGCCUCUGGUUUAAGUGGCAAACUGAACUCUCUUUCAAGUGCCACAAAUCUCAAAGCCACUCCAAAUGGAGCUAAAAGUGCUGGAUUACAACAGACUGUCUCAMGAACUUUACCUACCAGUAGAAGAGUUCAAGGCAUGUUAAAAAGAAGUAAAUCAGUACCCCAGCAUAAAAGUGUUCCAUUUGUAAAUAUUCCCCUGGCUGAUGGACAGACACUCUGUACAGCUGGUGGAGACCUCCRUAAUAUUGAUGUGCAACUCCUAAAUCAAGAUACAGUACAGCACAUUCAUAACUUGGUGGACAUGGAUCUGUUGGASCAAGUCCAGAUGAAGGACAUGAAGAUGAUCAGAGGCCUGGAACAUCACUCCUGUGAAGACAGGCUGAGAGUUUUCAGCCUUGAGAAGCUCUGGAGAGACCUCGUGGCACUUUCCAGUUGUUAGAGGUAGCUCAUGAGAAGGCUAGAGAAGGACUUUUUACAAGAGCAGGGUGUGACUGGAUAAGGGGCAAUGGCCUUAAAGCAAAGGAGGGUGGAUUUUAGAUUAGRUGUUAGGAAGAAAUUCUUCCCUGUGAGKGUGGUGAGGCCCCAGCACAAGUCACCCAGAGAAGCUGUGGCUGCUCCAUCCUGGAAGUGACCAAGGCCAGGCUGGAUGGGGCUUGGAGCAACCUGAGAUGGUGGAAGGUGUCCCUGCCAUUGGGUGGAACAAGAUGGUUUUCUCAUGCCUUCCUACCUUCUACUUGCAGGGGUGACUUUUAAAAAUCUUUCCAGAUGAAGAUGCCAGUCCAGCAGUCACUUCGCCUCAGAACUUGAGGACAAAGRUAGCUUUUACUCUGACAGUGGCAAUUACAGUUAAAAUGUUUCCACCACAGUAAAGGGUGGUAUGAAAGACUGCUACAAUCUUGAAACGAAAACAUUUGUUUAAGAAGGAAAUUUAGCUUAAUUUUUCCUUCUCUUCUGCUUCCACUCUUUGCUUAAAAAACAAAGGUUGGACGUUUCAAAUCAGGAGAAAAAAGUUUUCAGAGUAUGGGUGAUGUGGUAAAGGAAAUAAAAUAUUAUUAAAACUAGAUUAAAACUGUACUCCCACUUARUCACCAGAAAAUACAGGCAGCUUUUUCCUUUCUGCUUCUUGAGCCCAGUACUCAAGAUACAAAAAGUAUCAGUUA
Messenger RNA from Malurus melanocephalus (red-backed fairy wren), 2194 nucleotides. Its product is annotated as borealin-2-like. The record is from RefSeq and is a predicted model, not a curated record. Gene Ontology annotation, biological process: mitotic sister chromatid segregation. NCBI's taxonomy places the organism in Eukaryota, Metazoa, Chordata, Aves, Passeriformes, Maluridae. Gene Ontology annotation, cellular component: spindle midzone; chromosome passenger complex; chromosome, centromeric region. The coding region runs from base 547 to 1473 and encodes 308 amino acids. The transcript is spliced from 10 exons.